AUGUCAGCUAGACCUGGAUUCGACGUGGCUAAUAUUAAUGUGGAAAAAAGGGCAGAAGCACAUCAGGAAUUCGUAAACCGAUGUGUGUUAUCGAAGAAUUUGAGAGUGUUGUUCAUUCCAAAUCCUGAUAAACUUUCCACAAAGGAACUUGUGAAAAAGUUUUUGAACGAAAUCAUAAUAUACAAGAACGAAAAGGACUGCAAUCCCCUCGGUUGGGCAAAACCCGCCGGUUCUUUUCAAAGAACAUCCAAUUUCAGAGCGGAAAUGAGUUCCAGCUUUUGGGACUUCUUUGUGGAAACCGGAAUUAAAAACUUUAUGGUAUACAACAAAAGUACUCAUCGUGCAAUCAAGGUAGUGCGAGACCAGACACUAAAAUUGAGUGAUGCUGAAAACCUCAGUUUAUAUCUGCGAAAGAAAAUAGUGAAAUAUUGUGAGAAGAAUAAAACAAACAUCACCGAAGUCUUAGUGAAAAACGGUAUAAUAACUUUGAAAGAAUUCACCAAAAAUGCAAAGAAAUAUAAGUCUACCACUUUGGCAAUAUUGCUUGGAUGGGAUUAUACCGACUGGAAGGGAGCAGCAAUAAAAGAAAUGCUCUCUGAUGAAGAGAAGUCAGAUUUCAAUGAAGCUGUUAUUUUACGAGCGAAUAGUGCAAAUAGUAGUAUAUAA
Messenger RNA from Ostertagia ostertagi, 666 nucleotides. Lineage: Eukaryota; Metazoa; Nematoda; Chromadorea; Rhabditida; Trichostrongylidae. The record is from the annotation of a GenBank genome assembly.